This is a messenger RNA of Dreissena polymorpha, 2167 nucleotides long. RefSeq lists its product as uncharacterized. The transcript has 3 exons. NCBI's taxonomy places the organism in Eukaryota, Metazoa, Mollusca, Bivalvia, Myida, Dreissenidae. Bases 17 to 2041 code for a protein of 674 amino acids. The record is from RefSeq and is a predicted model, not a curated record. Gene Ontology annotation, molecular function: zinc ion binding.
CACGCUACACAAUCGCAUGACUGGAUAUCACCUGACAUGGGUUAGGUUAGUUGCAAUUUCAAGAUUUAAAUUAGCAAGGAAAGAAGUUAUCAAUAGUUACAAAAUGGCUUCUAAUUUAGAGAGUUCAAUUCAUAAAGGAUCAGAAUCAUUCUUUGACUUUUCUUGUUUCCCCUGUCAGGAAAAUGACAGAAACACGGAGGCUGAAUUUUACUGUGGGGACUGUUCUAAAUUUUACUGUAGCAAAUGUGUGGAGUAUCACAACUUUCUUUACAAGAAGCAUGAAAUUUUGGACAAGAAAAACAUCAGCCAGUGGCCUGAGACUAAUGUGGGUGAACAAGAGAUUUGUCAGGAGCAUAAGAAGGAAAAACUGACAGGAUUCUGUGAGGACCACAGUCAGCUGAUAUGUCAUGCCUGCCAUGUCCACACUCAUCAGUUAUGCAGUCAUGUGGUACUAAUAGCUGACAAGGUGAAAGACCUCAAUCAAAAAAGAGACUUCGAACAGUUGUCAGCAACUUUUGAUACACAACACCAGCAGUUGAUAAAGAAGAAACAUGACUUUGAGGAAAAUUUGAAGUCUCUUGAGAAAUCUUACAAGAAAAUUCUGGAAGAAAUCAAUGCUUUACGAAAGACUAUAAAUGACGCUUUGGAUCAACUGGAGAAAAAUACCAAGAAGGCUUUGGACACAUUGUUGGUCAAUGUGAAGACAUCUAUCAGAAAUGACAUUGAAAACUGCAAUAAGUCCAUAAAAAAUAUAUCAUGCUUACAAGAAAAUUUGCUGACAAGUAAAGACAAAAAAGAAGCACCGAGUUUUAUCAAGUACAGAAAAUGCCUUGACCAGUCCCUCAAGGUAGAAGCAUCUUUACAAGAUAUGACAGCAAAUAAUGAUAGGACACUAACCUUUAAUCCUGAUAGAACCAUCCAACAAACCCUGUCCGCUCUAUCUGGAUUGGGACAAAUACUGAGCACAGUUAAACAAUCGCAACCCACUAAAAGGACAACACAGAACACAAAUACCAGACAGAAUACACCUAAAGCAUGCAGCCAGUCUGACCCUGGAAACCAAACAGCUUCAAGAUUAAAGGUAAACACAUCCAUUCCAGAAUCAAGUUCAUCUAGACACUAUAGCCCUGGAAACCAAAACAGUCAUCUGCCCAAGUCAGGCCUGGUAUCUGAUCCUGUAUCAAGCUCAUCACACCAGCUGGUCCAGGGACAUCAACCAGGUGCAGUAAGCAAACCUGAUCAAAUCAUAAAAGUGAAGAGUAGUAAGAAGUAUAGUGUGCAGAUUGAGCGUGAUCUAAGCAUAUGCUACAUAAAUGGUAUCUGUGAGACAGCUUCUGGAGAACUCGUCAUCACAGACCAAUACCACUACAAAGUGAAGCUCCUGAAUAAGACCUACAAAGUGGUGGCCCACUAUGACUUGCCUUGUUCACCAUGGUCCAUGUGCAGCAUUGACACCAGUCUGGUGGCUGUUACUGUGGAUAGCAAUGAGGUCCACUUUAUCAGAGUGACCAAUGAUCAGUUGAUAAAGGACAGGAUACUGAAGCUCCAACAUGAAUGCUUGGGUAUUGCCCAUAAGCAUGGUAACCUGUACAUUACAGAUGGUAGAGCUCUGUAUCUCUAUACUCUGGAUGGAAAUCUGGUGAGGGAGAUGUAUAAGGAUACAUCAGGUAACCAUACAGUGUCCUCCUGUGCAGUGAGUCCAGAUGGUGACAAGAUAUAUGUGGCCAACAUUUCCAGUAACCAGCUGGUCACACUGUCCAGGGAAGGCACAGUGAUCUCCACCCUGACUGUACCUGGCCUGAGCUCCCCUAUAGGAGUACUACCUGGCCUACAUGUGACAGAUGCAGGACAAGUUCUGGUGUGUGGAUACUAUACAAACACAGUAGCCCAGGUGGACAGAGAUGGAAGAAAGAGACUGGCAGAGGUGUUCACAGAGAAUAAUAAUGUGAUUUUCCCUAUGUCUGUCUACUACAGUAAGCACACACGCUCAAUCAUUGUAGGAAUGAACAAUAAUGACAUUACAGUGUUUAAGGAACAGUGACUGUUGCAGAAGGAUGAUUUAUAAUCAUUCAUAAUAAUUUACACAUUCAUAUAUACAGUUCUCAUUAUAAAACAGGUAAACUCUUUUAAUACAAGGGCUGUUUGUAAAACAUGCAUGCCCCCCAUA